GACUGCUGUGGAGCCGGAUCCUGGCCUCGGGUGCUCGUCUGGGACUCGGCCCCUUUCAGUGCCCGCGGCUUUCGUUCUGAACAUGAGCAGCUUUACGAGUGCUGUUUUCAGAUGAUACUGCAGCCGUGCUCUCACACCGACCUGGGCCCUGUCUGCUCCGUGCUCUGCCGCCAGGAGCGCCACCUGUCCGCGGGGCAGUACCAGGGGACGCUGUUCGCCGAGCAGCCCACGAUGUUCAUCUCACCAGCCAGCGACCCCCCCAGAGCCAAGCUGUGGGAGCUGGUCCUCCUGUGUGGGGGUCGGGUCACCGGGGUCCCUCGCCAGGCCAGCCUCUUCAUCGGGCCCUGCCAGGGGAGGAGGAAGGAGACCGUCACGUACCUGUCGGAGAAGUGGAUCCUUGACUCGGUGACCCAGCACGUGGUCUGCGCCUGCGAGGAUUACCUGCUGCGCAGUGACGCCGCCCGCACCUGAGGCGGCUCCGUCCAGCGCUCCCGGAGACCGGAGUCCGUGGGCAGGAGCCCCCAGAGGGCCGUCCAGCCGCAGCCCGAGUCCUCCCGUGGCCCCGCGUCCCGGAGGCCGGGCUGCCCGGGCACCUGUGUCAGGCAGUGGCCGUGAUCAGAGCUCCCAACCGCGGUCUCUCACCUGGUAAAUAAAGUGCGAUCGGUUCAUGGUCUCGGUGCAGA
This is a messenger RNA of Myotis lucifugus (little brown bat), 683 nucleotides long. Its product is annotated as microcephalin-like. Bases 112 to 471 code for a protein of 119 amino acids. NCBI's taxonomy places the organism in Eukaryota, Metazoa, Chordata, Mammalia, Chiroptera, Vespertilionidae. The transcript is spliced from 3 exons. Gene Ontology annotation, biological process: mitotic cell cycle. The record is from RefSeq and is a predicted model, not a curated record.